Molecule: messenger RNA, 2321 nt
Organism: Electrophorus electricus (electric eel)
Lineage: Eukaryota; Metazoa; Chordata; Actinopteri; Gymnotiformes; Gymnotidae
Gene: pgm2
Product: phosphoglucomutase 2
Biological process (GO): purine ribonucleoside salvage; carbohydrate metabolic process
Cellular component (GO): nucleus
Molecular function (GO): magnesium ion binding; phosphopentomutase activity
Source: RefSeq, a predicted model, not a curated record
CGCGUUGGUCACGCUGAAGCGCUACAUCGUGGUUGUGUUUCUGUAGCGCUACUGAAUUCGCUGCUGCUUGCACUGUACUUUUUUUAAAAUAAAAAUAAAAAUACGAUAACAUGGAUAAAGGCGUGGAAACCACCGGAGAUGUCGGUUUGGACAGCGCCAUCAAACAGUGGUUAGAGUUUGACAAGAACCCCAAGACUGCCAUGCUCGUCCGAGAGAUGGUGAAGGAGGGAGCCGUCGAGCAGCUGCGGAAGUGUUUUGCUGCUCGGAUGGAGUUCGGCACGGCAGGACUGAGAGCCGCCAUGGGACCUGGAGUGUCCCGCAUGAACGACCUGACCAUCAUCCAGACCACCCAGGGUCUCUGUCGGUAUCUGGAGCGCUGCUUUGCAGACCUGAAGGAGCGCGGUGUGGUGAUCGGCUUUGACGCGCGUCAGCACACCGCCAGCGGGGGCAGCAGUGAGCACUUUGCAGCCCUGGCAGCUGCUGUCUUUGUUGGCCGUGGCGUCCCUGUUCACUUGUUCUCUGUGUUCACCCCAACACCCUAUGUGCCCUUUACUGUCUCUCAUCUGGGCCUGUGUGCUGGUAUUAUGGUGACAGCUUCCCAUAACCCCAAACAGGACAAUGGAUACAAGGUGUACUGGGAGAAUGGGGCCCAGAUCAUUCCUCCCCAUGACAGGGGAAUUUCAGAGGCUAUAGAGGAGGACCUGCUGCCAUGGCCUGAGUCCUGGGACACAGACUCCGCCUCCCAGAGCCCCCUGCUCAAAGACCCUUACCAGGACAUCCACCGAGAAUACAUGCAGUCCAUACAACAGCAUUGUCUGCACAGGGAGGUAAACAAGCAUUCAGAGGUGAAGGUCGUCCACACCUCCGUCCACGGUGUGGGCCAUGUGUUUGUCCAGGCCGCGUUUAAAGCCUUUGACCUUCGACCCCCGUGCGCUGUUGAGGAGCAGAAAGAUCCAGACCCAGACUUCCCCACUGUGGAGUAUCCCAACCCUGAGGAGGGAGCAGGAGUGCUGAAUUUGUCCUUUGCACUUGCAGACAAAGAGGGAGCCUCUGUGGUUCUGGCCAAUGACCCUGAUGCGGACCGACUGGCUAUGGCUGAGAAACAACCAAGCGGAGAGUGGAAGGUGUUCUCUGGUAAUGAGCUCGGCGCUCUGCUCGGCUGGUGGCUCUUCCAGUGCUGGAAGCAGCGCCACCUACAGGGGGAGCCCAGCGCCUCUGUGAAGGACGUCUACAUGCUGGCCAGCACCGUCUCCUCCAAGAUCCUCCGCGCCAUCGCCCUCAAAGAGGGCUUCCACUUCGAGGAGACGCUGACUGGUUUUAAGUGGAUGGGGAACAGAGCGAAACAGCUCCUGGACCAGGGGAAGACCGUGCUGUUCGCCUUCGAGGAGGCCAUCGGCUACAUGUGCAGCCCGGCGGUGCUGGAUAAGGACGGCGUGAGCGCGGCUGCCAUCGCUGGGGAGAUGGUGUCCUAUCUGUCCUCCAGCAACUCUGUCUCUCAGCAGCUCAGCGCCAUCUACGACCAAUAUGGCUACCACAUCACCAAGAACUCCUACUUUAUCUGUCACGAGCAGGAGACCAUCAGACGUCUGUUUGAGCGUCUGCGGAACUAUAGCGGGGAGAACUCCUACCCUACAGAGUGCCAGGGUUUCCCCAUCACCGGCGUGCGAGACCUCACCACGGGCUAUGACAGCAGUCAAACCGAUCACAAGGCUAUCCUCCCCACCAGUAAGAGCAGUCAGAUGAUCACAUUUACUUUUGCCAAUGGGGGCGUGGCCACCCUGCGGACCAGCGGCACUGAGCCCAAGAUCAAGUACUACACAGAGCUGUGUGCUGCUCCAGGGGACAGUGAUGUGAACCAGUUAAAAGCUGAGCUGAAUAAACUAGUGGAUGCCAUUGUGGAGGACUUUUUCCAGCCCCAGAAGAACAACCUGACCCCUCAGCCAGAGUGAACCUGCAAAAACCCCCACGCUCAUCUCCAGUGAGAUCCAGGUAUCUGAUUUGGUUGGCCAAUACACUGGUGAACAGUACCAUCACCAUGGUGUCAUUACAUUCCACAUGGACUCAUAUCACCUAAUUGUGAUUUUUUGUUUUGUGCUUUUCAGUGUUAGAAUUCACUGUUGUGUAACCGAUUAUUGACUGCUACUGGUUAAAUGUCAGGAAUGAAAGGUUUCAUAUCUGAGUAGUUGUGUAUAGUUGGUUAGCAAUGAUGUGAUGGUGGUGUUAUUCAUGUGGUUUGACUGCUCCAAAUACUUUUCCUGUGUACUUUGCUUUUUUUAUAGGCUUCCAUUUAUAUGGUCCUAAUAAACAUCAAGUUGCAAUAA